AUGCACCCCUCCUCGCUGACUGCGUUGACCGGCCGCUUUCGGGCUGCGGCGCUCUUUGGCCACGCUCGUUCGGCCGCUCGGCCUGCACAUGACGCCGGAGGGAGCAGGUCCGUGACACCGAGGCUGUUUGCCGCCGUCCGCAAACUUAACGAGCUCAACGCGCUCCUGACGCGGGCGCCACUCGAUGGCGACGAGGGCGAGAUGCUGUCGCACGUGCUCUCGCACCUGAAGAAGGCGCACCGGCUACCGGUGCUGUCGCGCGUGCGGCAGAUGGACGAGGAGGGCGGCGCAGACUCCGCCGACGCCGCCUCGGGCGCCUCUCACCUCGACGGCACGCCCUCGGAGGUGGCGGUGACGGCCGACGCGGCGCUUCGGGGGAGCCGGCGAGAGGGGCGGAGGAGCUUCGCUGUGGGCGGGGGAGGAGGCGCGCGGUCACCAGCGGAGGAGGCGUUAGUUAGUUAG
Messenger RNA from Emiliania huxleyi CCMP1516, 462 nucleotides. RefSeq lists its product as hypothetical. Lineage: Eukaryota; Haptophyta; Isochrysidales; Noelaerhabdaceae. The coding region runs from base 1 to 462 and encodes 153 amino acids. The transcript has 4 exons. The record is from RefSeq and is a predicted model, not a curated record.